Molecule: messenger RNA, 1365 nt
Organism: Peronospora belbahrii
Lineage: Eukaryota; Oomycota; Peronosporomycetes; Peronosporales; Peronosporaceae
Source: the annotation of a GenBank genome assembly
AUGGUAACAAAUGAUAGUAUCUCACUUAGUGCAUUACGAGAAUUAUUGGACCUAUACGCUGCGACACAACGAUAUCGAGAACUAGCAGCAAUGCUGUUAUCAUUGAUCUUUGAUGCCCGAGACUUUACUACAUCGUUAAAGUUAAUUGAUGAUGUACUAGAUAUUGCUAAACUCUAUCGUCAUCGAUUUCCUCAAUGGAUUCUUCAUCUAUUGCAUGAAUACGUGACAUUGUCGAAAUUGCAGAUUCAAACCGAACUGGAAGAUGCCAAUACGGCACCAGAAGGCUGCAAAAAAGAAGCAAAAGUGGAUAAGAGAUCGCGUAGUGUUAGUAACUUACAGGCCAAUUGGAGGAUGCGAUAUGUGCAUAUGACGGAAAAAGAGAUUGUGUACUUUAAACACGAGGAAGGAAGACGCGAAAAGUCAAAGAAUCCGUUCCAUGACAAGAGAAAAAUGAGCAACAAGAAGGGAAAUUUGGUAUUGACAAAAGGCAUGCACAUUGAACCAUUAGAUUAUCGAGGUAAAUUUUCAUUACGUCCGUGGUGUGUGAAAAUCUGUGACGCGGCAGGAACGGAAGAGUUGAUAUUGGAUGUCUUCACACCCGAAGCCCAACGCCAGUGGGUGGCUGCUCUAACUGCUAAUGUAAAGCGUCUUGAACUCGAUCCAAGAUGGGUAGCGUUCCCACGGAGAUGUGUGCAUCGAAUGACUGUUGGCGAGUUUUUGCGCUAUUCGAUGCUUUACCACGGCGAUGCCAACAAAUCACACUCGCGCAACAGCUCAUGCCAGCCAGGGAUACUCCGUACGCAGUUCAAUAUCAAUGCAAAGCGCUAUCUCUUCUCGGCCCUUCUGACCUGUGCAUUAGUCCGUGAUUGGAAGACGAUGGAGGCACUCGUGCAGCCGCGCAGUGCCAAAUCCGCAAUCAUCUCCUUGUUUUCGGGUGGAAAUAGUGGUGUCGGAUCAGCUUUUACAGCUCCGACAUCGUCAACAGCGCGGACCAUACCGCCCAGUGCUGCUCCAUCUCGGUAUUCAAUUUGGUCGAACAGUACUGACUCAGUGUCACCAGUUAACAAUCGGUUGUCUGCUUCUUCUACUGUCACUCCUCCGACUCCUACGGUGAACACCGUGGUUCAUGGAAUGGUCGACGCGAGUGCCAUUGGCUACGGUGCUAUCCUGGAUAUUGCUGAACAGGAAAAUGCCCCACCAAAUCUAUUGAUGCUGUUAGAAUCAUUGCACGAAAAGAAUGACGCGAAGCGGGGAAAUUCUGCUGGCUGGACCUGCCGCCGAGACGUGGAUGCUAGCGACGCUGCGUCCAUGAAGAUUUCCAUCGACAUUCCAGAUAGCGUUCGUGUGAACACAAAUUGGGAGUGA